Planococcus citri (citrus mealybug) is the source of this 1001-nucleotide messenger RNA. RefSeq names its product copper homeostasis protein cutC homolog. The transcript has a single exon. The record is from RefSeq and is a predicted model, not a curated record. Gene Ontology annotation, molecular function: copper ion binding. Bases 273 to 998 code for a protein of 241 amino acids. Lineage: Eukaryota; Metazoa; Arthropoda; Insecta; Hemiptera; Pseudococcidae.
UAGGAGGGGAUACCACCAGCAAAUAUUAGUUUAUUUACUGCAGUGACGUGGAAUUGUUCUCACUUGUUGCGUUAUUCGAUGUAAAUUAGGUACCUAUAACACUAUUUAUAAAUUCAAUUCGUUUAAAAACUGAGCUUCCAAACCCUUUAUCAAGUAAUUCAGCGUAACGAUAGCACGUUAUCAACAACCCAGCUCUGUAAGUACUGUCAAGUACCAUUCAAUUACACGUACCUAAUUGAUAACACUUCACAGCACACUUAUAGCACUAACCAAUGGAAGUCUGCAUCGAUAACAUCCAAUCAGCCAUAAACGCUGCAGCAUCCGGAGCUUCACGUAUCGAACUAUGUACAGCUCUCAGCGAAGGAGGCCUAACUCCCAGCGUGGGUUUUUUGAAAAUAGUCAAACAACUAGUCCACAUACCCAUAUUUGUAAUGCUACGACCACGACGAGGCAAUUUCGUGUACACCAAAGAUGAACUAGACAUUUUGAAACAAGAUGCCAUCGAAUUAAAGAACGCCGGAGCUGACGGAGUCGUCUUUGGCAUCCUCAAAGAAGACGGUACCAUAGACGAACAAUCGUGUCAAGACAUCCUAAACAUCACUCGUCCUUUACCAGCUACUUUCCAUAGAGCUUUCGACGUACUACGAGACCCUACAAGCAGUUUAGACGUUCUAAUUAACCUGGGUUUCAGUCGAGUCUUGACGAGUGGUCAAAAACCACGUGCUGAAGAUGGUCUAGACCUAAUCAGGCAACUGGUGGAGUUAUCUCAGGGUAGGAUAAUCAUCAUGCCAGGCUCCGGAGUCAAUGAAAAUAAUAUAGGACGGAUUAUGGAAACAGGAGUACGGGAAGUUCACGCUUCUGCCAGAUCCACAGUUCGAUUGAACUUCCAAAGUGACACUGAAGUAGCGAUGGGAAGCUCCGAUGAUAAUGAAUUACUAGUAACCGAUGUAAAAAUUGUACGAACUAUUGUAUCAGUUGUAAAUAAAUUUGUUAAUUGAUCA